Penicillium soppii is the source of this 540-nucleotide messenger RNA. RefSeq lists its product as uncharacterized. The coding region runs from base 1 to 540 and encodes 179 amino acids. The record is from RefSeq and is a predicted model, not a curated record. NCBI's taxonomy places the organism in Eukaryota, Fungi, Ascomycota, Eurotiomycetes, Eurotiales, Aspergillaceae. The transcript is spliced from 3 exons.
AUGUCCGAAUCAUUCGCAAUUCUCCGUCAACGCCGCUCCGACGAGUUCGCCAAGCUCGCAGACGAACAUAUCCAACACGACCUCCAAUCCUCAGACCGCGACAAGUUGAAGGCCGCAGCGUCCUCGAUCUCACUAUGGACAACUGUUGGAUCAGCGGUUGGUGUGAGUCUGGGCCUUUUCACUGCAAUUCGACUCCGCAGCACACGCAAGGCGUUCUUUUCGGCUAUUCGCGCGCAGGAACGGCCCACGAAGGUCAUGUUUGAGGAUGGACGGACUGAAUCUAUCCCCGACCUCACGCCGCUGUUGAAGCCGACUACUUUGGGGGAUGUUGCGACUUAUUUCUUUGCUUCGCUUGGUGGAUUGCUUCUGGGCGGAGAGCUUGGCUUUGCUGGGGGUGUGGCGAGUGGAACCCGGGGCAUCUCCUCUGAUCCCGAGAGUCAGAAGAGGAUCGAGACUGCGUUUAGGAGGUUCCGGGCUGAUGUGCUGCGAAAACAAGCGGAUGCUCUGGAUAAGGGAGACAGUGUUUCAGGCUUGAUUUAA